Molecule: messenger RNA, 360 nt
Organism: Ostreobium quekettii
Lineage: Eukaryota; Viridiplantae; Chlorophyta; Ulvophyceae; Bryopsidales; Ostreobiaceae
Source: the annotation of a GenBank genome assembly
AUGGCCAAUCUCAAAGCCGCAAUGGCCAACAAAAGAAGGCCACAUCCCCAUAGGCACGCUGCAGGGACUGUUCCAUGCCCAACUUGUUUUGGCCAGGCGGUCAUCCAUCGCCACACACCAGACAUUCUGAAGGUGUUUGAGCUCAAGAGUCCAUGGAUAUUUGAGGUCGGAACAACACCUGCUUCGCCACCCACACCCAAGGUGUUGCAGAUGUAUGCAGAGUACCCGACAGGCCCGCCACCCCCUUUGCCAAAGAUCGAGAAACCCAAACCUAAGAUUAGGGGACUGGAGGGUAGGUCACUGGACGAGGUAGUCCUUCCCUUUGUUGAUGACUCUGACACUGAGGAAGAAGAAGACUAG